Brassica napus (rape) is the source of this 885-nucleotide messenger RNA. Its product is annotated as probable pathogenesis-related protein ARB_02861. Bases 202 to 636 code for a protein of 144 amino acids. The record is from RefSeq and is a predicted model, not a curated record. NCBI's taxonomy places the organism in Eukaryota, Viridiplantae, Streptophyta, Magnoliopsida, Brassicales, Brassicaceae. The transcript has a single exon.
GAAAUAGUUAGUAUACACUAUUUAACAAGGUCUAUGAGUCCCAUGCACUUGGCUUACGUAACGAGAACGCAUUCAUCAUCACCUCUCAUUUUCACGUCUCCUCUUCACUCUUUAGCCUAUAACUAUCAUUCAGCGUAAUCUACACAAACUCUUCUUUUUAUUUUCUCUUUGAUCUAAUCCAAAAAACUCGUCGAUCAUAACAUGCCGGGAAGUUAUCACCGCCGGGGAUCCGACGUGUCAGUCAUCAUUUUCACGGUGAUGAUCACGUUGCUAACGUGUCCAGUAAUCAUCAACGCUUCAUCAUCAUCAGAGGCAGCCAAUACGAGGAAGCUCGACGAGGUAGAUCCCAUAAAGUGCUCUCCAAGCUGCGUCCAAAACCCUCCUCCGCCAUCGCCUCCACCACCAUCUCCACCGCCUCCGGCAUGUCCUCCUCCGCCGGCUCUCCCUCCACCGCCGAAGAAAGUUUCACCCAACUGUCCACCACCUCCCCCGGCUGAUUUCUUGUACAUAACGGGUCCGCCGGGAAAUCUCUACCCCGUUGAUGAGCAAUUCGGAGCGGCCGCCGGAAAAGGUUUUACGGUGGUGAAGCUCUCCGGUCUAAUCGGGUUUGGACUUAUGGGGUUGUUGGUUCUUUGAAGCAUGAACGGAUCAAAAGUAAAGUUGAAGAUUUGUUGGUAUGUUGGAAUACUUUUAAUUCGUUUUUUAAGAAAAAAAACUUAUUGAUAGUUGAUUAAUAAUAAUCUUUCUAGCUAGGAUUACAUAUGUCUCAUCAUAUUUUACUAUAUCCAAAUUUUCUAAUGGGUUUGUUAAACCAAAUUAAUAAGGUGCGAAUAUGUAAAUUCUAGAAUGUAAUCUCUUUAUGUGAUAUGUUCCUCUCUUUGUCAA